Messenger RNA from Xyrauchen texanus (razorback sucker), 5020 nucleotides. RefSeq names its product protein argonaute-3-like. The coding region runs from base 490 to 3093 and encodes 867 amino acids. Gene Ontology annotation, biological process: regulation of stem cell proliferation; regulatory ncRNA-mediated gene silencing. The transcript is spliced from 19 exons. Lineage: Eukaryota; Metazoa; Chordata; Actinopteri; Cypriniformes; Catostomidae. The record is from RefSeq and is a predicted model, not a curated record. Gene Ontology annotation, molecular function: RNA binding; protein binding.
CCCGAGGCAAACCGGCAACAGGACAGAGUCAAAGAAGCGUCAGCGGCCGCCGGGAAACUAGGACUAAAGCCACUGAAACAAAAAGGCUCUGUUUCGAUUCACUAAGUGAAACCAAGUUAUUAACCUCGUAUCUGAGUGUUUGCCGUUGUGUAGUAAGAUACCGUCACUUUAGAAGAGACGGUGCGAAUGGUCCGAAGCUCAUGACAAACUCUUCCGCGGUGGCUGUGAAAACACAUUUUCCUCCGAGUCUUUGGCGAAGGUUUUGGCUUGUCAGUUAAUAACAAUUACAGAUUUCCAAGAUACGUUAGGAGACAGUCCGUGUGUCAGUGUAUUUUGGCAGACUGAAUCGUAACUGACUGGGUGGACCUCAGAGCCGAGCGGCCCGCAUUAGGAGCCGGGGUAAGCGAGGAUAUUCAGCGGCUUGGAAUAAACCUUCAGCCCGUAUUUUAUCCCCUGGAGCCGGCUAGAAUCCGGACAGAGACCUCAUGAAUGGAAAUCGGAACUACAGGAGCCGUUGGGGCUGCGCCCCUGUUCUCCGUACCUCGGAGGCCAGGCUAUGGCACCAUGGGGAAGCCCAUCAAGCUGCUGGCCAACUGCUUCCAGGUGGACAUCCCCAAGAUGGACGUCUACCUGUACGAAGUGGACAUCGAUCCAGAAAAGUGCCCACGGCGUGUUAACAGGGAGGUGGUGGAUUCCAUGGUGCAGCAUUUUAAAGUGACAAUCUUUGGGGACAGAAGACCGGUCUAUGAUGGCAAGAGAAGCCUGUACACCGCACAUCCGCUACCAGUGGCCACAGCGGGGGUGGACCUAGAUGUGACCUUGCCAGGUGAAGGUGGAAAGGACAGGCUGUUUAAAGUCAACAUUAAGUUUGUUUCGCUGGUCAGCUGGCACCUACUGCAUGAGGUUCUCACUGGGCGGAGCACGACUGAUCCGCUGGAGCUGGAUAAGCCAAUCAGCACCAAUCCUGUACAUGCUGUGGAUGUGGUGCUGCGCCAUCUGCCCUCUAUGAGGUACACCCCGGUUGGGCGGUCUUUUUUCUCCUCCCCUGAGGGCUAUGAUCACCCAUUGGGUGGGGGGAGGGAGGUGUGGUUUGGGUUCCACCAAUCCGUGCGACCAGCUAUGUGGAAGAUGAUGUUGAACAUUGAUGUGUCUGCCACUGCAUUCUACAAAGCUCAACCUGUGAUUCAGUUCAUGUGUGAGGUUCUGGAUAUCCACAACAUUGAUGAGCAGCCUCGUCCUCUUACUGAUUCCCAUAGAGUCAAAUUCACCAAAGAGAUCAGAGGUCUAAAGGUGGAGGUCACCCACUGUGGCACCAUGAGGAGGAAGUACAGGGUGUGUAAUGUAACUCGCCGGCCAGCCAGCCACCAGACGUUUCCUCUCCAGCUGGAAAAUGGACAGACUGUGGAGAGAACAGUGGCUCAAUACUUUAGGGAAAAGUACAGCUUACAGCUCAAAUAUCCCCAUCUGCCCUGCCUGCAAGUGGGACAGGAGCAAAAACAUACUUACCUGCCUCUGGAGGUGUGCAACAUUGUGGCAGGCCAGCGCUGCAUUAAAAAAUUAACAGACAACCAAACAUCCACCAUGAUCAAAGCCACGGCCCGCUCGGCACCAGACAGACAGGAGGAGAUCAGUAGGCUGGUGCGCAGUGCCAACUAUAAUGCGGACCCCUUCGUGCAAGAGUUCCAGUUUCGUGUGCGGGACGAGAUGGCGGAGGUGACUGGUCGUGUCCUGCCCGCCCCCAUGCUGCAAUACGGCGGCAGGGUGAGCUCUGAACACUUUAUGAAUCGAACAGUAGCAACUCCAAGUCAUGGAGUGUGGGACAUGCGAGGCAAACAGUUUCACACCGGAGUCGAGAUCAAGAUGUGGGCCAUCGCUUGUUUCGCCACUCAGAGACAAUGCAGAGAGGAAGUUCUAAAGGGCUUUACAGACCAACUCCGCAAGAUCUCUAAAGAUGCAGGAAUGCCCAUACAGGGCCAGCCAUGUUUCUGCAAAUAUGCUCAGGGAGCAGACAACGUGGAGCCCAUGUUCCGUCACCUGAAGAACACCUACCCGGGGCUCCAACUCAUUAUUGUCAUACUACCCGGAAAAACUCCUGUCUAUGCUGAAGUGAAGCGUGUUGGAGACACACUGUUGGGAAUGGCUACUCAGUGUGUGCAGGUGAAGAACGUGGUGAAGACGUCACCUCAGACCCUCUCCAACCUCUGCCUCAAGAUCAACGUCAAACUUGGCGGUAUUAACAACAUUUUGGUGCCUCAUCAGCGCCCAUCAGUUUUCCAUCAGCCCAUCAUCUUUCUGGGAGCUGAUGUCACUCAUCCCCCUGCAGGAGAUGGCAAGAAACCCUCCAUUGCAGCUGUUGUGGGAAGUAUGGACGCUCACCCCAGCAGGUACUGCGCUACAGUCCGUGUGCAGAGACCCAGACAGGAAGUCAUACAGGAUCUGGCGUCCAUGGUGCGAGAGCUGCUCAUUCAGUUCUACAAAUCCACCCACUACAAACCUACCCGUAUCAUUUUCUACAGGGAUGGUGUGUCUGAGGGGCAGUUCAGACAGGUGCUGUACUACGAGAUGCUGGCUAUUCGUGAAGCCUGUAUCAGUCUUGAGAAGGAAUACCAGCCAGGCAUCACCUACAUUGUCGUACAGAAACGCCACCACACACGGCUCUUCUGUGCAGACCGCACUGAGAGGGUUGGCCGAAGUGGUAACAUUCCAGCAGGUACCACAGUGGACACUGACAUCACCCACCCUUAUGAAUUUGACUUUUAUCUUUGCAGUCAUGCUGGAAUACAGGGGACAAGCCGACCUUCACACUACCAUGUGCUGUGGGAUGACAACUGUUUUACAGCCGAUGAUUUCCAGCUAUUGACCUACCAGCUGUGCCACACAUACGUCCGGUGUACCCGCUCCGUCUCCAUCCCUGCACCAGCCUACUAUGCCCACCUAGUGGCCUUUAGAGCCCGUUACCAUUUAGUGGACAAAGAACACGACAGUGCGGAGGGCAGCCACGUGUCAGGCCAGAGUAAUGGGCGAGACCCCCAGUCCUUGGCUAAAGCUGUGCAGAUCCACCACGACACUAUGAGGACCAUGUAUUUUGCUUAGCCCUGCCUCCCACAUAGCUGUCAAUCACCCGUCAUCAUGCACUUAACUGAGGAGGGCUUCUCCCAACCACAGGCUGCUAAAGAGAACCAAAUGUAACCGAGGAAAUAGCACUGUUAUGCAAUAGAAAAACAGCCAAUCUUUCCAUUGCUGCUUAUGCUUACUGAUUCAUAUGUCUGCAAAAUUUUGUUAAUUUUGCCUGCUUAGGUCACAAAACCAAGCACAAAUGUUUGAUUGAUCGACUUGAUCAGUGAAUGAGGUAGUGUUAUUUGUUUAGGACAGGGUCGAUCAGUAGAUUUCUCCAAUCACACACGAACCAAGACAUCAAGAUCUCCAUGUUUUCAAUUGAAAAUUACACUUUAAAUGUGUGUUGUUUAUUAUUUUAAGGUCUGGUGAAGAUUGAUGUUGGAGGACUGCCACUAGAGGGCAGUGUGACGUUCUGCAAUUAUUAGUUGACAUCUUGGUACUUCAACUGUCGCUCUAGGUGCUUUAAAACAUUUAUUUUUGUGCUUAUCUGAGACUAGUCUUGCUGUUUUUGCUAGUAAUGGUUACAACAUGCUUUUCUAGAGAAACAUUAGCAAAAACUAUAACCUCUUCUUGGAAUGUCUUUCCGUUCCAACUAGUCGGAAUCCACAUCUGUAUUUUUACAUCUUAGUCUUAUCUCGCUUUUUAAACAAAGGAUUCUUAUUGAGGCUUUUACUUUUAUUCCAAUCCCACACUUUUUCAAAUGAUUAUGCUCUGGAUACCUCUGUGAUACAUUAACUUCCUGGUCCAUGCACUGCUUGGAAAAUGCUUCGCCUACCAUUUAACUUGGUUUCCAAGCUGUUCCUUUUGGAUUUCUCCUCGGCUCACUCAUUAAGCAGGGGUGUUGAUUAGCUAAGGGCUGCGGUAUCACUGAAAGGGAAACUUUGAACUUGAGUGACACUCAAGGUUUGGUAAAAAGUUUCCAUGUAGUCAACUAAAUGUUUAUGUAUGUGCGUUGAAUGUCCGGUUCCUCAUUCUUCUGGUAUGCACUUACAGCGCAAGCUUUCGAGUCCGUCGAAGCAUGACCACAUCGUACUUGAUGGAUAUGUGCGCACAUAAAAUUCCACCCAAGGGUAUUCGAAUGCUAAGUUAUCCUUGAAUCUUAACUUUACAACUGUGGGACAUUUCAUAUUUGGCUUACAUUUAUGUUCUUUUGAGGUUAUUUAUGAUUUUGCUUUUAACAUUGUCAAUCGUGCAUCUGUAAAUGAUCUAUUUAAUUUAUCAGUUGUCUAUUCUCAAUUUCCCGUUUUAGCCCUGUGAACUGACAAACACUGUCCCAUAAGCCUUUUAGUGCAAUAAGCCAAUUAUUGAAGGCUUUUUUAGACUUUCAUUGUACAAUGCAAACCUUAUAAGUGAAUGAUUUAUUUUAAAACUUUUUGUGUGGCAUUUUGUAAGAGAACUUGAACGCCAUGGGUGUGAAAGGUUUUAUUGAAAUGGAUUAGCAAAUCAAUUGAUUUGUUUAAGGCAGUUGAAGGACUGGGAUAGUGGGUAACAUAGUUUGGUUGAGUUUACAGAAGAGUUGGUUACUCUCAUCGAUAUGUCUUAUGUGAAAGAUGCGACUUGCUAUCAAGAGGUCUAGGACAAGCUAUUCGUAUAGCCGUCAAUUAAGACGAAGUGCCUGUUUUUUUUGAACACUCUUCAAACGUUCUUUCUUUCCAACUAUCUUUCAGACCUUUUAAUGAAGCUUGUUUCGAAUGAACUUUUUUCUGUCUUUAUUUCUUUCAGUCUUUUUAUCUUUUCUUUCAAACCUUCUUUAUCACCAUUUCUUUUCCUGUAUUUAACAUACUUUCUUUUGAACUAACUUUUUCUGUUUGAACUAACCUUCUUUCAAUUUUUUUUCAAAGCGUUUUAAAACAUUUCUUUGCUCUUUCAAUCUUUCUUUUUAGCUUCUCUUUCAAACUUUCUU